Suillus clintonianus is the source of this 580-nucleotide messenger RNA. RefSeq names its product mitochondrial ribosomal protein L37-domain-containing protein. The record is from RefSeq and is a predicted model, not a curated record. The coding region runs from base 10 to 381 and encodes 123 amino acids. Gene Ontology annotation, cellular component: mitochondrial large ribosomal subunit. Gene Ontology annotation, molecular function: structural constituent of ribosome. NCBI's taxonomy places the organism in Eukaryota, Fungi, Basidiomycota, Agaricomycetes, Boletales, Suillaceae. The transcript has 3 exons.
CUCUUUGCAAUGUCCUUUCUUGCAGUCCUCUCUCGGUCGUCUGUCCGGCAAACGUUCUCUCCAUUUCUUGCACGCGGCUAUGCCGCCAAGAGCUCGAAUACAGAACAGAAAUCGAUCAUAGGUGCAAAAGACGCGUCGGCCGCUGAAGAAAAGACACUUUCGUCGUGUCCGCCAGGCACAGUCCUGGAAGGAUUGAACUAUCUGAAAGGACAACCUCCAGUGAUAGCUCUACCUGAUGACGAGUAUCCUUCGUGGCUAUGGGACCUUCUGAAGCCAAAAGUAUACGAAGACGACGGGCCUGGAGGCAAGGCAGAGAAGAAACGGCUCAGAAAGGAGAAUCAACAGCGUAUCAAGGACCAGAACUUCAUGAAGACGCAGUAGUCUAGUGAUGACCGACUGCUGACACUGCGAUCUGAACUCCUGCUACACUCCGCAUCCUAGACAGCUCUGCGAAAAGUAAGAGGUGGUGUUGUGUACUUGAUACCUUAUAUUUGCAAUGAGUUUCUAAUGUGCCAUUCGCAUUUUUCAUCCACUGAAAUCACAAUGUUUUUGGAUGUGUCAAUCCUCCCCGCUAUCCUCG